Messenger RNA from Neocloeon triangulifer, 1257 nucleotides. RefSeq names its product histone H2A. Lineage: Eukaryota; Metazoa; Arthropoda; Insecta; Ephemeroptera; Baetidae. The transcript has a single exon. Gene Ontology annotation, molecular function: structural constituent of chromatin; DNA binding; protein heterodimerization activity. The record is from RefSeq and is a predicted model, not a curated record. Gene Ontology annotation, cellular component: nucleosome. The coding region runs from base 719 to 1093 and encodes 124 amino acids.
AGUUUAUCAAAUAUUCAUCAUUGCUUAGUGGCUUUACUUGAGUGUUUUGGGUGGCCCUGAAAAGGGCCGAUUUUCGCCUCAAGCUUGCUGCUGAACAGCUUACUUGGAGCUGGUGUACUUGGUGACGGCCUUGGUGCCCUCAGACACGGCGUGCUUGGCCAACUCUCCGGGCAGGAGGAGACGGACGGCGGUCUGGAUCUCCCGGGAGGUGAUGGUGGAGCGCUUGUUGUAGUGGGCGAGACGGCUGGCCUCGGAGGCGAUGCGCUCGAAGAUGUCGUUGACGAACGAGUUCAUGAUGCUCAUGGCCUUGCUCGAGACGCCAGUGUCGGGGUGGACCUGCUUCAACACCUUGUAGAUGUAGAUGGCGUACGACUCCUUCCUGCGCUUCCUCUUGCCCUUCUUGUCCGACUUGCUGAUGUUCUUCUGGGCCUUGCCAGACUUCUUGGCAGCCUUUCCGGAGGUUUUGGGUGGCAUGGUGAGUGCGGUUCAGUCCAAACAGAUCUGAUGCUGCCCCAGUGAAAGGGCCCCGUAUUUAUCCGGCAGCGGCGGAGCGGCGCGCGAGCCACUCUCCUCUCUCCGCAACUUCCAUUGGUUCGGAACCGCUAACUCGGUCGGCGGCCUUUUGUCGCGCCGCACUCCCCCCUUCGAGUAUAAAUACUCUGAGGCGGCCCUAGGCUGGCAUCUGUUUCGUUUCGUCGCAACAAGAACAAGCAUCAACAUGUCUGGACGUGGCAAGGGAGGAAAGGUGAAGGGAAAGGCAAAGACCCGCUCCAGCCGUGCCGGACUUCAGUUCCCCGUCGGCAGAAUCCACCGUCUGCUGAGGAAGGGCAACUACGCCGAGCGCGUCGGUGCCGGCGCCCCCGUCUACCUGGCCGCCGUCAUGGAGUACUUGGCCGCUGAAGUCCUCGAGUUGGCCGGCAACGCCGCCCGCGACAACAAGAAGUCAAGAAUCAUCCCCCGUCACUUGCAGCUCGCCAUCCGCAACGACGAGGAGUUGAACAAGCUGCUCUCCGGCGUCACCAUCGCCCAGGGAGGUGUCCUGCCCAACAUCCAGGCCGUCCUCCUCCCCAAGAAGACCGACAAGAAGGCAUAAGCGCCCGAAACAUCAGUCUUCGAAAAUCGGCCCUUUUCAGGGCCACCCAAAUUACUCAAAUAAGAGUGCGAAAGCAAUGAUGGAAAUAUUCAGUUAAUGAUGAUAUUUAAUUAGUGCCAACUGCCAUUUAUAAAAAUAAAAAUGAGUGCAUUAACAUAAAUGCC